Solanum lycopersicum (tomato) is the source of this 1614-nucleotide messenger RNA. RefSeq names its product B3 domain-containing protein Os01g0234100-like. NCBI's taxonomy places the organism in Eukaryota, Viridiplantae, Streptophyta, Magnoliopsida, Solanales, Solanaceae. The record is from RefSeq and is a predicted model, not a curated record. Gene Ontology annotation, molecular function: DNA binding.
ACUUAAAAUAAACUAUCAUUUUUAAAUUACUAACAAAAUACAAUACAAGUGAAUUUCCAGUGAACCUUUUUUUUUUUUUGAAAUGGCAAUUUCUUCUCUAUAUUCCUCUAAGAAAAGCCCUGCUCUUUCUUCCUCAAAGAAAAAGGCACAGCAAAUCAAGAAAAAGACUUUGGCUCCUACUAAAACCAACAAGGUGGUAAAUGGAGGUACAAAGAAGGUUCAAAUAUGCCUUGAAAAAAAGACACUGAAACACAGCUCUGUUGAUGUAAAUUCAUCCGCAAUGUUGCGAGCUGCAGAAGUCCAAGCAAAUUUGCCUUGUCAAUUUCCUAGUUUUGUUAAGUAUAUGCUCCCUUCACAUGUCAGUGGGGGAUUUUGGUUGGGUUUCCCAAAGAGAUUUUGUGAUUGUCAUUUGCCAAAACAUGAUGCCAUUGUUGUUUUAGUGGAUGAAAAUGACGAAGAAUCUCCUACCAAGUACCUUAUUGACAAGAACGGAUUGAGUGGGGGUUGGAGAGGUUUCUCCAUUGCUCAUAACCUUCUCGAAGGGGAUGUCUUAGUCUUCCAAUUGAUUCAACCCUCCAAAUUUAAGGUAUACAUAGUAAGAGAAAAUUGCUUGACAGAAAUUGAUGGUGCUAUUACUCUUCUAAAUCUGGAUUUUCGUGCUCGACCAAUCAAAUCUGAUCACGAUGAAGAGAUUAAAAUUUUUGAAGCAAAAGAGGAGAAAUACUUGGAGCCUCCUGUCCUAGAUAUUAAUCAAGAUGACAAAAUUGAGGAACCCAUGUUGUUACCUAACUCGGACCACGACCCUAUAGCUGAUCAAUGUGGAAAUGACAGCGAUAACGGCUCUGAUGUUUUAGAAGGCAUUAGAUUUUCAGAAUCACGAGUCGAAUUCAAAGAUGUGAAGGACUAUUCUGGUUUCAACAUUAUUGUUGAUGGCCUGACCAUUGACUCCGAGGUUCCUGCAUUACACAUUAGGACCAAAUACUAUGAUCUUUGUCGCGCCCAAAAUUCAUUUCUCCAUGACCAUUUACUUGCUGGCCUAAAUGUCAAGUUAGCUGCUGGAAUGAUUACUGAAACUGUGAACAUUGCUGAUGCCAUAAGAGCCUGUGAGAGUUGGACUCCUCGUGAGUAUCUUGAUACUUGGGACAAUACAUUGAAAGGGUUCGAGUGUUUAGGAAUGAACGUUGGAUUUUUGCGUGCAAGGAUAAGUAAGCUUGAUAGUUUAUCAAGUGAAUCGAAAGACGUUCUUGAAUCAAAGAAAGUUGAGCUAGCUGAAGCAAAAGAGGAAAUGAGGAUUAUUGAAGAAAAGGUAUUGAAAGUGAAACAAGUGAUGAAGAAUGUAGAAUCUGAAAUUGAGGCCUUAACAAAGAAAGAUGCGAACUUUGAGCUCAAGUUCAAGGCAUUGGCUGCUUCUCCAUGGUAGAAAAAAAUUGGUUAUAAUUAGUUAUUGAAGAAGCCUUUUGAGAUUCCUAGCAGCAAUAUAUAACUCGUUCUGCUAUUUUUUGUGAGGUUAUAUGAGCCAUCAUAUCCUUUUUCUAGUGUAAUUGACUAAACUUUUUGUAAAUAUUUGAAAUUAAAUAUUUAUUUAUAUCGAAUCGUAUGUUCAUUGUCUGAGAA